Molecule: messenger RNA, 684 nt
Organism: Sphaeroforma arctica JP610
Lineage: Eukaryota; Ichthyosporea; Ichthyophonida
Exons: 2
Coding region: 1-684 (227 amino acids)
Source: RefSeq, a predicted model, not a curated record
AUGACGAUGAAGGAUUGGCUUCGCAGAGAGAUCGAGGCAGCGGAUAAUUCUCCGCAUGCGUGGCUCCACUUGGUAUAUGAGAUGGAGUGCAUUUACAACGCCACGCGCAACUCAGUCACGGGGUUCUCGCCAUAUUUCUACAUGAUAGGCAGGGACUUCAACGGUCAGAAGCGCUUAGAGCUGCAGGACAGAUUACUGUCCUUGCUGGAGUCUGAGAAGGGUACGGAAGCCAUGGUCCGUGACGCUGUAGCGGCUGUUCAUGAUCGACGAGCUCAGCUGGAACAACAGAGCCGCGCCAAUAUCAGACGCGAGGACGUACCAUUGUUGCCGGUCGGUUCUCAGCAAGCGAUUGGUUAUUGCCUGAGGCGUGCAAAGAAGGCACGCAUAUGGUCCACCGCUAUGAGCUCGGUCUGGGGUCGGCGGCAAAUGUGGUGUGAUGAAGCGGAUUUGGAGUGUUACGUACCGCUGGUACCUGGAUCUGGCACUAAAUAUGUGCUUCCUACGCAGUAUAAUGGACUCUUGAAGCGCAUGUUCCCGGAUAAGGAUAAGCAGACACAUUUCAAACAGCAGGUUGAGAAGUGUUUUGCUUUCGUACAGUCGGCGAAGUACCGUGGUGGACGCAUUCGAGUGUGGGGUGAGCUACAGUUGUCCGAGAAUGGAGUUGAGCUGCCGGCACGACGUUAG